Penicillium roqueforti is the source of this 1200-nucleotide messenger RNA. Its product is annotated as cystathionine gamma-lyase CYS3. Gene Ontology annotation, cellular component: cytoplasm. Gene Ontology annotation, molecular function: cystathionine gamma-lyase activity; pyridoxal phosphate binding. Gene Ontology annotation, biological process: transsulfuration. Bases 1 to 1200 code for a protein of 399 amino acids. The record is from RefSeq and is a predicted model, not a curated record. The transcript is spliced from 4 exons. NCBI's taxonomy places the organism in Eukaryota, Fungi, Ascomycota, Eurotiomycetes, Eurotiales, Aspergillaceae.
AUGGGCUCCAUUGAAAACGGACACACUUCUGAGCGUGGCUUUGGGACACUGGCUGUCCACGCCGGCUCGCCUCAUGACCCAGUGACCGGCGCUGUCAUUGCUCCGAUCUCUCUGUCGACCACAUAUGCUCAGACCAGUGUCGGAAACCCCGUUGGUCUGUACGAGUACACGCGGAGCUCCAACCCCAACCGUGAUAAUUUCGAGCAAGCCAUCGCGGCUCUUGAGCAUGCUAAGUAUGCUCUGGCAUUCUCCUCCGGCUCUGCUGCUACGGCCAAUAUCCUCCAAUCUCUUGCUGCUGGCUCGCAUGUCAUUUCGGUCUCUGAUGUUUACGGCGGUACCCACCGAUACUUCACCAAGGUUGCUUCGGCGCACGGUGUCCAGGUCACCUUCACCCCCUCCAUUGAGUCGGAUGUGGAGAAGUUGAUCCGCCCCGAGACCAAGCUCGUUUGGAUCGAGACCCCCUCCAACCCGACCCUUGGCUUGGUGGAUAUCCGGGCUGUUGCCAACAUCGCCCACCAGCAUGGCAUUCAGGUUGUUGUCGAUAACACUUUCAUGAGCCCCUACGUCCAGAAUCCAUUGGACCACGGUGCCGAUAUUGUUGUUCACUCCGUAACUAAGUACAUUAAUGGCCACUCCGAUGUCCUUAUGGGCGUGGCUGCUUUUAAUUCCGAGACCCUUAAAGAGCGCCUCGGCUUCCUGCAGAAUGCGAUUGGCGCCGUCCCGUCCGCAUUCGACUGCUGGCUCGCUCACCGCGGUCUAAAGACCCUGCAUCUGCGCGCCCGCGAGGCGUCAAAGAAUGCCACUGUCAUCGCCAAGGCCCUUGAAUCCUCUCCCCACGUCAUCUCCGUCAACUACCCGGGUAUUGACUCCCACCCCCACCGCGCUAUUGCCCUCAAGCAGCACCGUGACGGUAUGGGCGGUGGUAUGCUCAGCUUCCGUAUCAAGGGAGGCCAGCAGGCUGCACACGAUUUCUGCAAGUUCACUAAGAUCUUCACCCUUGCGGAGAGUCUGGGUGGUGUUGAGAGUCUGUGCGAGGUGCCUUCCAGCAUGACCCAUGCAGGCAUUCCCAAGGAACAGCGCGAGGCGGCCGGUGUCUUCGAUGACCUUGUGCGUAUGAGCUGUGGUAUUGAGGAUGCAGUGGAUCUGCACGCUGAUGUGUUGCAGGCUCUCAGCUUGGCUGCAGUGGCUCAGAAGGCUUAA